AUGUCCUUGUGUGCACACAUCUCCUUGCUCUCCUGCUCUCUUCUGGUCCUCCUACCUCUCUCUAUAUCAUUCUAUAUUCCUGACUCCAACCCACUCCUGCUCUUCAAUGAUCAAGUCAGAGAAAGACAUCUCUACACAGGUAUUAAGCUCACUUCUCUUCUGUCUUAUGUUCAUUCACUUUUUUUUUACUUAUUUCAGGUGUGUACUUAUCGAUCCUUCGGUUUAUCCUCGCAGUAUGUAGGCCAUCUUUUUUUCCUAGUAGUAAUAGUUAUUGCCUCUUAAAUACUGUUGUUGUUGUUGCUGUUGUUGCUGUUGUUGUUGUUGUUUACAUGUAAUGUAUCCCCCCCCCAGAUAAUCAAAGAAAAGAACUGUUUCUGGAGAUGACCGCUGAUGGAAAAGUGACAGGGAGCCCUGCUCAGACCCUUCACAGUAAGUCAGUGGCGGUCGGUGCCUUUUAAGAUUAGGGAGGAUGUUUUUUUUUUAUGAGCAUGGCCUUUUUUCUAUUACAGCAUAUUGGAUGACUGUCAUUCAUAUUCCAUUCACCCAGCUCAAUGUAACAUCGAUAGGUUUAGGCUACUACCCAUCAUGAGGUUGCUACAACCUAGCCUACGAAUGAAAGUUUACAACGUAGGUGCACAGGUCGAGCGAAAAAUUGGAUUAAUCAAGAUGACAGACAAUGAAACAUUCAAUACCGCCUUGCACACUCUUGCCUCCAUCUAGCUGAUCUAGGGUGUAAUUAUUACUCCAAACAGUUGCAAACAAGAGUUUCUAUUGGAGAAAUUCUGGUAUGUUUAUCCCUGUUUCGUUUCGUUUUCUUCCGUUUAAGAAACGGUGGAAUUAAUACACCUCCGCUAACCCGCACACACAAACAGCAUGACCACUUUGCUUGUUGUAUAAUUCCUUUUCGCAUCUACGCGCUCUCCUCCUUUCACCUUUUCCCUUCACUUGUGGACUUCAGUGCACAACACAACAGCUGUCUGUGACCAGGCAAAAAAACUAUCUCUCUCUCUUGCUUCUCCUUUGUUUUUGAAGAAAUGAAAACUGUUCAACUAUUGUCUUUCUCUCGCUUUGAGUCAACUACUCACCACAUUUUAUGCACUGCACUGCAAUGCUAGCUAGCUAUAGCUUAUGCUUUCAGUACUAGAUUCAUUCUCUGAUGCUUUGAUUGGGUGGACAAUAUGUCAGUUCAUGCUGCAAGAGCUCUGAUAGGUUGGAGGACGUCCUCCGGAAGUCGUCAUAUUUACUGUGUAAGUCCAUGGAAUGGUGUAAGAACCAUGAGCUUCCUAGGUUUUGAAUUGAAGUCAAUGUACCCAGAGGAGGACGGAAACUAGCUGUGCUCCGGCUAGACCAUGGUGCUACCCCAGAGAGUGCUGAUGAGGCUACUGUAGACCUUCAUUGCAAAACAGUGUGUUUGAAUGCAUUAUUCGGUGACAUGAAUAUAUUUAGUAUAGUUUUAUCUAAAACAGAUCACUUUUUUAAUGCUUCACUGUGUUUUUUUUUCUGAAAUUCAUGUGUUUGACAGACAGAUAGACGUUACAGAAUUGAGUAUUAUGAAGUUUACACUAUUAUAUAUCAUCUCCCAAACACUUGAAUAAUAGAUGACACUUGUAUUGAAUGUGUUUACUGUAUGUUCUCAGGUGUGUUGGAGUUGAGGUCAGUUCGAGCAGGUGAGACAGUUAUCAAGGGUCUGUCCUCAUCCCUUUUCCUCUGUGUGGACAGCACUGGCCAGUUGAGGGGACAGGUGAGCAGCGGACAAAUAUCAUCUACUCUAGCAUGAAAUAUGGCACAGUUAAAUGCCUUGCUUCACUGCAUCUAACAAAAAAAACGUAAAGUUAAAAGUCUGAUUUGUGAUUUCGAUGUUAUUCAUUUCCUCAGAGCCACUACACAGAGGCUGACUGCACCUUCAGAGAGCAGCUGCUAGCUGAUGGAUACACUCGUUUCCUCUCUUUACAUCACAAUCUUCUUGUGUCCCUCACCUCAAAACUCUCCACACCGCAACAUGGGCUCCCGUUCUCUCGGUUCCUUCCCCUGAGAAAUAUUUUGGUAUCUGGAAGUAUGACAACGAAUACAGAUGAAAAUCGACAACAGAAUCAGCAACAGCUUGACCUGGACUCAGAUGACCCUUUCGGCAGGGGUCUCACUGGUGUGGUCAGUCCACAGUUCUCCUGGGAUAAGUGA
Coregonus sp. 'balchen' is the source of this 2178-nucleotide messenger RNA. The record is from the annotation of a GenBank genome assembly. NCBI's taxonomy places the organism in Eukaryota, Metazoa, Chordata, Actinopteri, Salmoniformes, Salmonidae.